GUCGGGCCAGCAAUCACUUACUCCUGGUCAGUCAACGGCAGACGGCGGCAGCUAGUUAGCAGAGGCUUGUAGAUACUUAUAUACACCAAACAGCAAAAAUAUGGGAGACGAAAUUGAUCUUAGUAACAGGGAUCCCAACUCUCUGAACAGCCAUCUAGGGACUCUUCAUUUCAACGACAUUUUCGGCGAACCUGAUGGUACCCACAGUAUUGACUGCGUCUGGAAACUGUCCCACGCCUGCUUUAACCUCUGGAAAAACCUCUGCUACAAACUGAUGACCCUGUGUUUCGGUUGCUGCAUCGCCGCAGAGUGGGGCUGUGAGUUUGCCUACAUCGCCUUCUACCACGUCUGGUACAUCACUCCAUGCUUCAAGUGGCUUGAGAUCAACUGCGGGGUUUGCCAACGUCUCUAUGCUAUGUGCAUCAACUGCUGCAUGACGCCAUGCUUCGAAUCUUGUGGUGGAAUCUUCCAUCAUUUUAAGAAAUGAACAUAGCAACUGAUUAAACUUUUUCUAGUCUUCGUCUGACUUGUUUUUCAAACUUUAUAUGUGAUUCAUUUUUCACAUUGCAUCUGUGAUAAAUAAUAUUUAUAUUUCAUGUCCAAAGUUUUCGGAUUUUUCGCCGAUGUGUACAUGUUUUUAUGUAAGAGAGAAAUAAAGUUCCUUUUUAUUUAAAGACAGUUA
This is a messenger RNA of Magallana angulata, 682 nucleotides long. RefSeq names its product caveolin-1-like. The transcript is spliced from 2 exons. The coding region runs from base 101 to 487 and encodes 128 amino acids. NCBI's taxonomy places the organism in Eukaryota, Metazoa, Mollusca, Bivalvia, Ostreida, Ostreidae. The record is from RefSeq and is a predicted model, not a curated record. Gene Ontology annotation, molecular function: molecular adaptor activity. Gene Ontology annotation, cellular component: caveola. Gene Ontology annotation, biological process: caveola assembly.